AUGGCAGGGAAUACAACGAUAGACCAAGGGCACAAGAAGAUCAUGCGCUACUUCGAAGAGAUGGGCGGAUCUUGCACAAAGAGUAUCGUCAGUGCAGAUGUGCUGUGCGUAGGCGACGGACCGCUCGUGAAAUCUGGAAGUCUUCUUCUCGCUAUCUCCACAGGGAAGGUCAUCGUAACAGAGCAGUGGCUCCUUGACUCGACGCGCAAAAGCAGAUUUCUUGAGCCUAGCCGCUACUUGCCGGAAGACCCUGACCGCGAACGAGAAUGGGGCUUCAAUCUGGCUGACGCGAUUGAAAGAGGCCGAAAAGGCCUUACGCACCUGCUUUCUGGGUCUACCGUCUACCUGACCAAGCGCCUGCAAGAAGCCGUCACCCCCACGGUUGCCAAGGAAUUGUCUAAGCUGGCCACUGUGCUGGGUGCCGAUGAGGUCAAGAAAUCAGCUCCGAGCAAAAGCGCCGCAAAGAACGCCAACAACCUAGACACACUGGUUGUCUUGGGCCUCGAAGGCGACCCAGACAUUUCGAAACUUGCUGACGUGAAGAUUGCGGUCUAUUCCAAGGAUUUGCUUACCAUGGCAGCAUUGAGAGGAAAGCUUGACUGGUGGAAGUUUGCCUUGUCGUUGACAGUCAAGGAGGAGCGAGAGUGUUAA
Cyphellophora europaea CBS 101466 is the source of this 651-nucleotide messenger RNA. RefSeq lists its product as uncharacterized. The transcript has a single exon. NCBI's taxonomy places the organism in Eukaryota, Fungi, Ascomycota, Eurotiomycetes, Chaetothyriales, Cyphellophoraceae. The record is from RefSeq and is a predicted model, not a curated record. Gene Ontology annotation, cellular component: site of double-strand break; nucleus. Bases 1 to 651 code for a protein of 216 amino acids.